CUGAAGUGAAAAUAGCCACGUUUACUCUGCUUUGCUGUUGUUGCUUUCACUUUCCAUUUAUCCUCUGUUUUCAUCAUAUUACAACCUUAUCAUCGCUGAAUUCUUAAAUAAAUUUAAUCACCCAUAUUUAUAAUGGAAUCUGCUAAAGGAUGUUGUCAAGGAGAUCUAAUGUAAACAAAUUUUUUGAGUAACUUAAGUUUAAACCAAUUUAUUCUUCAGAAUAGUAUUUAGUUUCAAGAACUGUGGUUACAAUGUUAGGAUAUCCUGUCAAGUGCUUGAAGUUCAGAUAUAUAUUGAAAACUAACUUUUUGAGAAUUAAUCCGUUGAUAUGGAAACGUUGCAGUUCAUCUAUUACAUCUGAAAUUUUGAAUAAAUUUCAAAAGAAUUUUGAAGCAGAUCCAAAAAAUAUUGUGGUACAAAAUGCAUGUUUUAAAAAUGAUCCUUUGGAGCUAGCUGUUCAACGGAAAAUUGUAGAAACAUCUGCUCAUGUAUUUACUCACAAAAUUGAUGAUACAAAACCUAUUACUAAUCAGAAAAGUUCAGGGAGAUGUUGGCAGUUUGCAACUCUUAAUGUGUUAAGAGCUCCUUUUGUUAAAGAACACCAAUUAGAAGAUUUUGAGUUUAGUCAUAGCUAUAUAUUUCUAUGUGAUAAGAUUGAAAGAUGCAAUUUCACAUUGCACACCAUUGUGGAAAUUCUGAAGAGAGGAGAGCCAAUUGAUGGUAGAUUAAUGUCCUUUAUUUUAGCCGAUCCAAUAGCUGAUGGUGGCCAAUGGCAUAUGGUUGUUAACCUCAUUUCAAAGUAUGGUGUUAUACCCAAGAAAUGCUUUCCAGAGACAUUUUGUUGUGAGACUUCUGCUCGUUUGAAUGGUAUUUUGAAAACUAAGCUUAGAGAAUAUGCUCGAGACCUAACCUUGCUGUAUGAAAAAAAAGCUAGUGAUGAAGAAAUUGAUAAGAAGAUUUUAUCUUGCAUGGAAGCACUCUACAAAGUUAUAGUAAUUUGUCUAGGAUCUCCACCUGAGACAUUUACUUGGGAAUAUUACAACAAAAGUAAAGCUUACAAUGUUAUUGGGCCGAUCACUCCUCUUCAAUUCUAUGAAACCUAUGUCAAGCCAUAUUGUAAUGUUGAAGACAAAAUUUGCUUUGUUAAUGAUCCCAGACCACAAAACCCAUACGAUAGAACAUAUACAGUAGAUUGUUUGGGAAAUAUGGUUGGAGGUCUGAAGACUGUUUAUGUGAACAAAAAAAUUAAGGAAAUUUUAGGCUAUGCUGCUAAGUCCAUCCAAAACAAUGAGCCUGUUUGGUUUGGUUGUGACUUUGGAAAAGUAUAUAACUUGAAAUUAGGUAUCCAAGAUCUUAGAAUUCAUGAUUAUAAUUUGUCAUUUGGUGUAGACUUACAUAAAACAAUGUCCAAGGCUGAAAGACUAAUCUAUGGCGAUACCAUUAUGAAUCAUGCCAUGACCUUCACUGCUGUUUCUUUAGACUCAAAUGGAGAACCUACUAAAUGGAGAGUUGAAAAUUCUUGGGGUGAAGAUAGAGGUGAAAAAGGUUAUCUAAUGAUGACUUCUGAGUGGUUUGAGGAGUUUGGCUUUGAAAUUGUAGUUGACAAGAAAUAUGUGCCAGAAGAAGUUCAAGAAAUUAUGAAAAUGGAGCCUAAAGUUUUACCUGCCUGGGAUCCUAUGGGAAAUCUUGCAUUGUGAAGAUUUUUUUAAAUAUUUAUGCAAUCAUAAUUUUUUUUAUCUUCAAUAAAACUAAAUUAUCUUGAAAUGAAUCACCAUAAGUUCUAAAGUAUUUAUUUCAGUAAGAAAUAGUAUAAUUUUAGAUUUUUAAUUUCAAAUUCUAAUGAUUUAUUCAAACAUUAAAUCAAAUAUUUCAAUCAAGUUUGAUUAAAUAAACCUUUUAAUUGUUUAUUGGUAAAACACUUGUUUAAAUUAAUAUAAUCAUGUGUUUUAAAUGAAUUAUUUUUUCAUUGAAACGAAUAAGAUUAAAAAUGCAUAUAUUUUUACUGAGUAUGAAUUAUAUUCAGGUUUUUAACUUUAUUUCAUGGAAUUCAUUGUUUUGAUGUAAGAAUUCUGUGUUUGUACUUAAAUAAUAUUUGUGGUACUGUAUACAAGGUUUGCUUGUAAUAACGUAAUAAAAUAAAAUUUCUUUAGGAUAAA
Molecule: messenger RNA, 2156 nt
Organism: Parasteatoda tepidariorum (common house spider)
Lineage: Eukaryota; Metazoa; Arthropoda; Arachnida; Araneae; Theridiidae
Product: bleomycin hydrolase
Biological process (GO): proteolysis; L-homocysteine catabolic process; response to toxic substance
Cellular component (GO): cytoplasm
Molecular function (GO): cysteine-type aminopeptidase activity
Source: RefSeq, a predicted model, not a curated record